Messenger RNA from Phanerochaete carnosa HHB-10118-sp, 954 nucleotides. RefSeq lists its product as uncharacterized. The transcript is spliced from 4 exons. NCBI's taxonomy places the organism in Eukaryota, Fungi, Basidiomycota, Agaricomycetes, Polyporales, Phanerochaetaceae. The record is from RefSeq and is a predicted model, not a curated record. The coding region runs from base 40 to 885 and encodes 281 amino acids. Gene Ontology annotation, molecular function: flavin adenine dinucleotide binding; oxidoreductase activity, acting on CH-OH group of donors.
AGACAGGCGGACGCUGAUCAGCGGGAUACGUCGCGCUCAAUGUCCCGCUUGAUCUUGACUGUGCACCAUCAUGCUUCCUCCGCGCGCAUGCAUCGCCGCGCGUCGUCCGUCCUCUCAUACUCCGCUGCAGCCACGCUCCCUGCUUGCAACUCACGUUCAGCGCGACCCGGGCGGAACAACCGAUACGUCCUGGCUCGCCGCCUUGCUGAAGACACCAGCUGCAGCGUGCUCGUCAUCGAGCGCGGCGACGCUCGCGACAUCUGGCUCGACCGCUCUGCACAGUUGCCCGUGAAUGCCUCCGUGUACGCGCUCCCAGCGUCAUCAAGGGCUGCCCAGCCGAUCUCGGGCUCCUUUCUGAUCCAUCACACCAUUGACUCGUUGGGCAACCGGCAGAGCACGUUCCGUGCGUUCCUCCCGAAGGAGUUUGUGCUCGCGCAUAGCCAGGAUCUGCAUAUAUGCGUGAACACUGUCGCGCGUAAAAUUGAGACGGAAGGGCUAGUGGACGGGAACCUGAGGGCUACGGGCGUGGUUGUACAGAGCGCGACGCCAGGCGCGACAAGUGUGCUUGUCAAGGCCCGGAGGGGAGUCGUCCUGUGCUCGGGUGUGCUGCGGACGCCCCAGGUCGGCGUUGGCCCUGAGAAGUACUUGCGUGGCAUGGGCAUUCCAGUCGUGCACAACCUCGAGGGCGUUGGGUCGAGUCUGCGAGAUCACAUGGGCACGCAUAUUGACCUGCAGUACCCGCUCAAACAUUCACUGGUUGUUCUCGUCUGGGGGCCGUGUUUCUCCUUUACCGACUCCUGUGCUGCCUCCUCUUUGGCGAUGGGUGGUUCUUCACUUCGCUCGUCGAAGUAUGCACCCUCACCUGCGAGCGCUGACUUGACUUGACGCGGGGCAGAAACCGUUCAGCGAGGAAGACAAGGAUGCAUCAAAGCCUGAGAAUAUCUCCGAUAUCGA